AUGAGCACCUCUACCGGGACCCAACCCAGUUCCUCCCCUCAAUCUACCAAAAGUAGCAACCAACCAACCUAUUCAACAGAUUCAAACCCCUCAAAAUCAACCUACAGAAUUCUCAAAGACGCCGGUUUUCGCAGCAUGAACGAUUUCAUGUUCUCACAUGGAUUGAAAUUACAUGAUGAUGAACAUCUAGAACAAGCAAAAGAAAUGAUUGAGAGGAUGAAGGAGGAGGAUUUGAUGGGGGAGGAUCUGAGGAGAUUGGAGUUUAGGGCGGCUAACGAUGAAGGAAAUGUGAAGGAUCAACGAGGUACGGAGAGCUCGGAAGAUGAUGAUGAUGUAGUUGAAUUGAUCGGAUUUUUGGAGGUGGUUAGUGAUGAGGAAGAAGAAGAUGGCAUAGAAGAGUCAAUCGAAUUUGCGGACGUGGUUAAUAGUGACGAAGUGGAUGAUGGAUUUCAGGUGUCUGGGGUUGAGAUUGUGGAGGAACUGGAUAGGGUUUCAUCUAGGGAAGAAGAACCGGAUGAAUGUGUCGAUGUCGAUGUUGAUGUUGGUAUGGUCGAUGAUAAUGUUGGCGAGGAUUUUGACUAUGAAGAUUUCGGUGGUGGAGAUGAUGGAGAUGAUGGAGAUGACGGUUAUGAUGAUUUCGAGGAUGAUUUUGAUGAUGAUUUUGAUGAUGAUUUCUUUUACGAUGCUUAA
Botrytis deweyae is the source of this 690-nucleotide messenger RNA. RefSeq lists its product as uncharacterized. The transcript has a single exon. The coding region runs from base 1 to 690 and encodes 229 amino acids. The record is from RefSeq and is a predicted model, not a curated record. Lineage: Eukaryota; Fungi; Ascomycota; Leotiomycetes; Helotiales; Sclerotiniaceae.